UUGCGGACACGUUUCUGCAUCUACUUGAGCUGCUGGCUUGACGCUUGUGCAGACUAACAAUUUGUUACAGAUUGUUUAAAUUAAGAUCAGUUGUCUUGCUCUUCGGACUUGAACGUUUACCCGCUCGACCACAACCACAAUGUCGUCAUCUUCGCGGUACCGCCGACCUGCAAAGGACAAUGCGACCGCGGGCUCUGCAACCCCGAAUCCUACGGGCGGGAAAGAAAAGGCCGAGCUCAAGCAGGCUGUCCAGGAGCAGGCAGCCGCAACAUCAAACGGCCUGUCGGUACUAGACGUACUGCGGAUACUAGGCGGAUUGGUGCUGCUGAGCUGCGGAUUGAGCUACCUGAGUACGAGCGGAGAGAGCAUGACAUGGGGGUACAACCCAUGGUGGACGCGAGCGCGAGAAUGGAAGGGUCUGCUGCAAGGCGAAGUCGUCCUCACUGACGCCGAACUCGCACUAUACGACGGUUCGGAUCCUAGCAAGCCCAUCUACCUCGCGCUCAAUGGCACAAUCUACGACGUGUCCAUCUCACCCAAGACGUACGGCCCGGGCGGCUCGUACCACUUUUUCGCCGGCAAAGACGCCGCGCGCGCCUUUCUAACCGGCUGCUUCGCCGACGACUCGGUCCCCGAUCUGCGCGGCGUAGAGCAAAUGUUCAUGCCUAUUGACCCAGAGGAAAAAGCCUCGCUCACCCCCGAACAACGCGCUGCCGAGCAAGAAAAAGCCAAAUCAAGGAAGAAACUCACGCGUGGCGAGCUCAAGAAUAGACAUGCACAGGAGCUCAAGAGCGCUAAGAAACAAGUUGUCGAGGGCUUGGAGAGCUGGCAUAAGCUGUUUCGAGGCGACAAGGGGAAGCCGUAUCGCCGUGUGGGCAAAGUCAAGAGGGAGGAGGGCUGGUUGGAAAAGAUGCCAGAGAGGGAGUUGUGCGAGCAGGCGGUCAAGAGCAGGCCGGUUCGGAAAUAUGAGUAAUUGUGUUGACGGUAGUCGAGUAGAAUGUAUAUGAAGGAUAUACCAGCGUCUCCCAUUACCCUAUGGCUGGCAUGUCGAUGAGC
This is a messenger RNA of Exserohilum turcica Et28A, 1056 nucleotides long. RefSeq lists its product as uncharacterized. Gene Ontology annotation, cellular component: endomembrane system; membrane. The transcript is spliced from 2 exons. The coding region runs from base 140 to 973 and encodes 277 amino acids. NCBI's taxonomy places the organism in Eukaryota, Fungi, Ascomycota, Dothideomycetes, Pleosporales, Pleosporaceae. The record is from RefSeq and is a predicted model, not a curated record.